Messenger RNA from Felis catus (domestic cat), 4478 nucleotides. RefSeq names its product suppression of tumorigenicity 7 (gene ST7). The transcript has 16 exons. The coding region runs from base 1929 to 3548 and encodes 539 amino acids. The record is from RefSeq and is a predicted model, not a curated record. NCBI's taxonomy places the organism in Eukaryota, Metazoa, Chordata, Mammalia, Carnivora, Felidae.
AUUUUUAUUUUCUUUGGGAAAGUAUUCAGUAAUUGUAAUUAUUGGAUCAUUUGGUAUUUCUAUUUUUAAUUUUUGAGGAACUUCCAUACUGUUUUCCACAGUGGCUGCACCAAUUUACAUUCCCACCAACAGUGCAUGAGGGUUCCUUUUUCUCCACAUCCUCAACACUUGUUAUUUCUUGUCUUUUUGAGUGUAGCCUGUAUAGUACAGGUUUUAUAGCUAUUUACCCAUCUAUCCAUCUCUCUUGUCUCUUCUCAUUUGGAUUUUUCAUUAUGUUCUCAUUUUGUCAAUAAAAGGCAUUUCCUUAAAACAUCUGUGAUUUAAACAAGAAUUAUAAAAUACUAAGAAGGAUAAGAUAAAACAAUUGCUCUUAAAACAAUGCCACUCAAAUAAUUAAGAAGUUUAAAAAGCAAAGCUAACAGUACUAAAUUGUGAAAGACAUAAAAUGUCAUUUCAGGUGACAUCUGAUAAUGGCUAUCAGUGUUUCCACACACUUGUAAGUUUUGUGGACAUUAAGACAGUUAUUAUUAGGCAUUUCAGGUUAGCAUUUAAAACAAUUAUGGCAUUACUGUUUUAACCAUUUGCACAUCUUAAUUACCAGGAAGAAACUGUAUCAAAUUUUUGUAGCUCAUGGAAAGCUUUCUAAUCUCUACUCUAGAUUAAGAUAAAGAGAAUUAAGGCCUGAGAAGUGAGACAGGGCUGCUUAGUAGCAGUGGCAGGUGAGGUUGAUGAGAAUUAACAGCUUUUGACUGUCAGCAGAAUGGUGGUGUAAUGGGAUCUGCUUAUGGUAAUGAGGCAUUGACUGGAUGGCUGAGUGAAAUGAGGCUUUCUCAUUGAUUUUAUAAAAUUAUUGGGGAGAUCUGUUAAAUGAUGGUCUUGAGCCCAGAAUUUUUAGAUUUCUGUAGGAUACAUACUUUUGAUGUUGAGCUGAAAUUAGCAAUCAUAUUUUAUGGUGCUGUAAACUUUGUAAUUGUCUUACUGAGAAACUUAUUCAAGGUAGCAAAAUAAAAGCAAAACAAAACCUGUCUAAACAACCAAUACCUUAUCUUUCGCAAAACAGCUGCAAUUUAGGGGAGUAUUUAAUAUAUCUCUAAAUUGGAAAAUUGUCCAGCCACUCAAGUUGCUCAAAAAACAAACAAACAAAAAGAAGCUGAUAAUUUUUUUCAGUGUAUUUAUUUAUAUCUUGUUUCUGAGCAAUGUUAAGAAUUAUAUCAAGAUGAAGUAGCCACUGUUAAAGUUUCAGCCAGGACACGCUCAAGAUCAAAACAAUUGGCAAUAAAGGAGAAGGUGGCUCAGGGUCUUUGCAAUGUGACAUUAAAGAUUGUAUCAGAUAGAGUCUGUCUCAGGAAUGACCAUAUGUCCUUUCCAUCUGAUGUCUGUUUCAGGACUCAGACAAAUGACUUCAGGGUUUUAGAUCUGCUUUAGAGGAUUGUUCUUUCAUCACCUUUAUUAGGUUUGGUUACAAAUUAAUCAAAUGUGUUUCAAAUGGAUCAAGUGUGCAUACUAUCAAAUGAAUGGACAUCAUGACAAAACUAUAAAAAUUUGGAUGAUUACUCCUUUCAGGUUAAAUGGGUUUGUAACAUUGAGUACUAGGAUGAAGUAUAGACACCUACGUGUUCUUCUUUUCACUUAGAGAAAGAAUUUUUCGCCCUAGUUUUAACUAACAAUACAGGAAUGAAAUGGGAAGAAAUAACGGUUCUUUUCUAACAGAGACUUUUCUAAGAUGACUUUAAAAGAACAGGCAAAGGGGAGCAGAGUCACAUCAGUUGUGGCUUGAGUUCGAGAUAAGCAGAAGUGUGUGUGUGCUUAAUGUCACAUGGCAGGAGGCUUUCCCCAGAAUAGUUUGCCGGCCCAGGGAGCCCUUUCAUUUUGUGUCUGAUAGAGCUGUACUUUGGAAAAUAACCCAGUUCCCUGUCGAUUGCUUCAUUAUGGAUUAUACAGUGAGCAUGUUUUUGAACACAUUAACACCGAAGUUCUACGUGGCCCUGACAGGCACUUCCUCACUAAUAUCAGGGCUCAUUUUGAUAUUUGAAUGGUGGUAUUUUCGCAAGUAUGGAACAUCAUUCAUUGAACAAGUGUCAGUAAGCCACUUGCGCCCCCUCCUGGGAGGGGUUGACAACAACUCCUCCAACAAUUCUAACUCCAGUAAUGGGGACUCAGAUUCCAACAGGCAAAGUGUCUCAGAAUGCAAAGUAUGGCGAAAUCCACUAAAUUUAUUUAGGGGCGCUGAAUAUAAUCGGUACACUUGGGUGACAGGACGAGAGCCUCUGACUUACUAUGACAUGAAUCUCUCUGCCCAGGACCACCAGACGUUCUUUACUUGUGACUCAGACCACCUGCGUCCUGCAGAUGCAAUAAUGCAGAAAGCCUGGAGAGAGAGAAACCCCCAAGCUAGGAUUUCUGCAGCUCAUGAAGCCUUAGAGAUAAAUGAAAUUAGGUCCAGAGUUGAAGUUCCCCUAAUUGCUUCCUCUACCAUCUGGGAGAUAAAAUUGUUACCAAAGUGUGCAACUGCUUAUAUUCUCUUGGCUGAAGAGGAAGCAACAACCAUUGCUGAAGCAGAAAAGCUGUUUAAGCAGGCCCUGAAGGCUGGAGAUGGCUGUUACCGGCGUUCUCAGCAGCUACAGCAUCACGGAUCCCAGUAUGAAGCCCAACAUAGACGAGAUACCAACGUCUUGGUCUACAUCAAAAGAAGGCUAGCAAUGUGUGCCAGAAGACUCGGGAGGACGAGGGAAGCAGUGAAAAUGAUGAGAGAUUUGAUGAAGGAGUUCCCCUUGCUGAGCAUGUUCAACAUCCAUGAAAACCUUCUAGAAGCACUUCUGGAACUACAAGCAUAUGCUGAUGUUCAGGCAGUCUUAGCAAAGUAUGAUGAUAUAAGCUUACCAAAGUCGGCAACAAUAUGCUAUACAGCUGCCUUGCUCAAAGCAAGAGCUGUCUCUGACAAAUUCUCUCCCGAGGCUGCAUCUCGGCGGGGGCUGAGCACAGCAGAGAUGAACGCAGUAGAGGCCAUUCAUAGAGCUGUGGAAUUCAACCCUCACGUGCCAAAAUACCUACUAGAAAUGAAAAGCUUAAUUCUACCCCCAGAACAUAUCCUGAAGCGAGGGGACAGUGAAGCAAUAGCAUAUGCGUUCUUUCAUCUGGCGCACUGGAAGAGGGUGGAAGGGGCUUUGAAUCUUUUGCAUUGUACGUGGGAAGGCACUUUUCGGAUGAUCCCUUAUCCCUUGGAAAAGGGACAUCUGUUUUAUCCUUACCCAAUCUGUACAGAAACAGCAGAUCGAGAGCUGCUUCCAUCUUUCCAUGAAGUCUCAGUUUACCCAAAGAAGGAGCUUCCCUUCUUCAUCCUCUUCACUGCCGGAUUGUGUUCCUUCACAGCCAUGCUGGCCCUCUUGACACAUCAGUUCCCGGAACUCAUGGGGGUCUUUGCAAAAGCUAUGAUUGACAUUUUCUGCUCGGCAGAGUUCAGGGACUGGAAUUGCAAGAGCAUUUUCAUGCGUGUUGAAGAUGAACUGGAAAUUCCACCGGCACCUCAAUCUCAACAUUUCCAAAACUGAACUCAUCACGCUCUUCCCCCACCACCAAAACCACCCCUCCUCCUGUAUUCCUGACCUCUGCCAUUGCCUCUGCCAUCCACCCAGUUACUCAAGCCAGAAGCGCAGCAGCCGUCCCAGGCUCCUCUCUCACUCUCCACACCCUACCUGUCUCAGCUCCCAGUCUGUCGGAUCUAACCUCCAAUGCUACUAGGCGUUCAGUAAAUGUAAUUCAUCCCUACUUAGCCCCUUCUCUCCCCAUAGCAUCUCUCUCAGUUUAGGUCUUAUUAUUUCUUGCUUGGACUCCUCUGCCAGAGUCUUAACUGGUCUCCUUGCUUCCAGUUCCAUCCCCUGCCAGUCCUUCUCUCAUACUGACACAAGAAUGAUCUUUCUAAAAUGCAAGUCUGAGCAUGUCACUUCCCUGCUUGAAUUUCUCCAAAGGUUUCCCACCAACUUCAGAAUAAAGUCCCAGAUCUUUAGCAAGGCAUGCAAGGUCCUUUACAAUCAUGCCUUGCUUGCCUCUUCGGCCUCAUCUCUCCCACCUCUUGCAUAGACACUGCUCUUAGACCAUAUUGACUCAUGACUCCCAGAUGCACAGGCUCUUGUACACCUCAGUGCCUUUGCACGUGCCUUUUGCUCUGCAUGGAAUGCCCUUCCCCAUCACCACCUUGGCUUGUCCAACUCUACUAACUCCUCUUCACUCUUUUACACUCAGCUUUCUUUCUAAGUUUCUCCCAAGCUGAGUUAGAGGUCUUUCCUCCGUGAUCCCACAGUAUUCUAUGAAUACCUAUAUUAUCACACUUAUUGUACUAUAAUUGUUAAAAACUUGUCCGUUCCCCUUUUAGAAUGUGAGCUCCUUGAGAGCAGGACUGUGUCUUCCUCAUCUCUGUAUCCCCAAAGCUUUGCACAGUGCCUUGCACGUAGUAGGUUUUCAAUAAAUGAUUAUUAAAUAAA